Rhagoletis zephyria (snowberry fruit fly) is the source of this 468-nucleotide messenger RNA. The record is from RefSeq and is a predicted model, not a curated record. NCBI's taxonomy places the organism in Eukaryota, Metazoa, Arthropoda, Insecta, Diptera, Tephritidae.
AUGCCCGCGAAGAAGGCCGUCGUCGUUCUGAAGGGUGACUCCAAUGUUACCGGCACCAUUUUCUUUGAGCAAACGGAUAAUGGCCCGGUGAAGGUGACCGGCUCUGUUAACGGUCUCGCUGCUGGUCUGCACGGAUUCCAUGUUCACGAGUUUGGCGACAACACCAACGGCUGCACCUCGUCUGGUGCUCACUUCAACCCACAGGGCAAGACUCACGGCGGCCCCACUGACGAGGAGCGUCACGUUGGCGACCUGGGCAACGUGGAGGCCAACGCCAGCGGUGUUGCCACGGUCAACAUCACCGACAAGCUGAUCAGCCUGGAGGGCGCCAACACCAUUGUCGGUCGCUCGCUGAUGGUUCACGCCGAUCCCGAUGACUUGGGCCGCGGCGGCGUCGAGCUGAGCAAGACCACCGGCAAUGCCGGCGGUCGCGUUGCCUGCGGUGUCAUCGGUCUGACCAAGGCAUAA